UAUUUUACCGGCGCACUUCCCGUUCACUGUUCAGCAGUACAUUAUAGUCACGAGUUGCACUUGGAUCUGCUACGCAGGCAAACACGAUGGACUGCAUCAUGUUCAUGUUCCUCGUCUUCUUAAUGUACCCAGGUGGAGAAGUGCAGUGCACGACCCCUGGUGCAAGUGUUACUACCAAUGUUCCAACACAGCAGCCGUCUACUAAUGUAGUAACAAGCAUGAGUACUACCGUCGGUAUUACCUCAGGCUCUACCGCAGCGGCCGGUAAUACCUCAGGGAGCACUGCCUCAGGGAGCACUGCCUCACGGAGCACUGAUGGUGUUACAGCUACCCAAGGUCCUGUUAUUCCCAGAUUCCAAGUGAAGACAUCAGCAGGCGAUGUGUGUAUGUUACUGGUGUUCAAUGCUACCAUCAAACUCAGUUAUCUGACUACGGAUUUCGACCGUCGAUACAACACACUGCCGGUAACCGACGCUGCGGAUUAUGAGGGCUCUUGCGAGGGUGAUGGUCCGAGGAAUUUCACUUUGUGGUAUCCAUCCAAGGAUCGAUACUGCGUCUCCUGGACCUUAUCCUUCCCUGAAGCAACAGACACGACCUAUUUCAAUAACAACACGGUGAUUUUUCACUAUAUUGGGUCUUGCUUUGAGCCAGAUGCCGGCUUUUAUAAUAAGACACGCACAGCCAACACAUGGGACCCCACAUACGAGGGUACAAUCGGCAAAACCUAUAAGUGUGAUUCAUUGAGAGUUCCAGGUGCAUCCACAUCACAGUUCAUCAUGGAAAACGUCAUGUUCCAACCGUUUGCCGACAAAUCGUCUGACAAGGGACAUUUUGGCGAGGUGGAGACCUGUCCCGAGGUGACGGCUCCCCCGCCCACGACGACCAAGAAGCCCUUCCCAACACUGCCAAGUCCUUUCGACACAAACUGGAUCAUCGGAAUAGUGAUAGGGUGCUUGGGGGUCAUCAUCAGCGUCAUCGUCCUAGUUGCCGCUAUCAUGACGAAGCGGAAGAGGUCACGGGUUCCGUAUGCGAACAUCCAAUGAAAUCACCACUCACGAAGUUCGUUGUCGCUAAAUAUGCAACUGACACCUAACACUCCAAGGCACAAUGAUAAUCGGAAAGAUUCUACUUAUUCAUGACUGCAUGUGAGACAUUACAUGAUAGUGUUCUCGAAUCAGCAUUGAUAGAUUAACACUUUCAUUAGGUGAAGCUUUUGCUAUACGCCAUAGAAGUGGUUGUGUCAUACUCCGCCGGGGUCACGCGUUGCUACACAAAUACAAGCCCUACAGCGAUAGCACGGAGCCCACGUUUUCAUCACUUUUUCAUCCGUUAGAAAAGAAAAAAUAAAAUCCGUUCUGAAUGAUAACUACAGUCAGCUACGAAGCACCGAAGCACAAUUUUCUAGUCUUAUUUAUUCUAAAUGUCUGAGAAAUCUCAGCUAGAAAAUGUUCACCUAAAUCUCCCAUGCAUUAUGGUAAAAUUGGCGGCCAACGAGACAUUGUUUGGGCACAUCACUAUUGGAGACAAUACCUCGUGACGUUACUCUUCUACGACGUACUAUUGACAUGAACCCCUUGCACAGAAUGCCCUUAGUUUCAUGACAAUGAAAGUGCACAUUGACUACUCUUGCGUAUCACAGAAGACCAAAGACCAGACCACAGUGAGGGCGCCCUGUGCGAGGGGUCUAUAGGCACAUGUAAACGUGUAGCGGUGGGAUACCAUUCUCUGUCGCAAGAUCCGACUAGAGUGGGGAUAUGAACAUUUUUAAUUGCUUCCAGGCGUCUGGAAUGCCCUUAAUAGUCGCCAGCGAUAUAUCAUGUCUGUUUACUAAUAAGACUCAGAAGAAAUCGAGUAUCGUUUUGCCCUUGUUUACAAAAUAACCAAUUUAUUUGGAGCAAAAUGUUUAUAUAUUGAUAUUUGGAGUCAUGUAGGAUUCUCCAAGAAUAUAUUAAAGGAUUCAGUAAAUUCCCUUGAAAUGGGAUCAUCAUAGGAUCAAUUAGGGAACGUUCCUGUACUGACGGAAAAUAACAGACGAUUUCGAAGAGGCCACUGUUAUUUUGUGGGAUAAUCACUGAAAUUCGAUUUUCAGCCAAUCCAUUCACAGUUUCGAGAAAAAAAAUAUCGAAAUUUGUAAACAUUGAUUAAUCUGAAUGGCCCCUAAAAUCUGUGAACAUCCAAAAAACAAUAUCAAUUUGCAGAUUGUGUGUAAAAUUAAUUAUAACAACAGAACUGAAUUGUAUUGUUCAUAUACCUUGGCUCAACAGAGAUUGCAUUUGGUGAUUAUCAAAAGA
This is a messenger RNA of Patiria miniata (bat star), 2291 nucleotides long. RefSeq lists its product as uncharacterized. The coding region runs from base 87 to 1043 and encodes 318 amino acids. Gene Ontology annotation, cellular component: membrane. The record is from RefSeq and is a predicted model, not a curated record. The transcript is spliced from 7 exons. Lineage: Eukaryota; Metazoa; Echinodermata; Asteroidea; Valvatida; Asterinidae.